AUGCUACACAGUUUACUCAACUCGUCGUUUCGUGCCAAAGCUGGUCUUGCCCCGACUUCGUCACUCUCGCGACCGUCGCCCACCGCACGAUUCGAUUUCGACCUCGAUUCACUCGAGCAAAGGUGCGCAGCAAACCGUUCGCGAACUGCAGUUGAGGCAGUGCCCCGCGCCAGACAGCAAAGCCGAUCUUCGUACUGACGUUCUACAUUUGUCCCCCUGUGUAAAUUUUCACAGAAGAAUGGCUGAUACCAACGACUUUGUCCAACGUGACAUGAUGGAGGUCAUGACAUCGCUCACUCAGGAGAACGCACGCCUGCGCGCACUGCUCGGAUCGUCCGUCGCCGGCGAGGACACGCCCGCCGCUUCUGUCCAGAUCGCGGGGGCCGACCCCGUUUCAAAGCUUCCCGGAGCCUCCAGCAGGACUUCUACGAUCAUCGAGGAACACGAUCCGGUCGCAAUGUAUGCCGAACUCACCGCCGCCAAGGCUGCUCAAGCCGAACUCGCGCGAGAGGUCGCGAACCUGAGGGCGACCCAACGCGCGCUCGUCUCGUCUGCGACCGAGGACCAGUCUUCUGAGGUGUACCUUUUGCGCUCAUCCUUGGCCAAGCUUGCUUCAGAGCUUGAAACUGAGCAAGCGCGUGCUGCCGACAACGAUACUAAAAUCCGCGCCGAGCAGGAUCAAGUCGCGAUGCUCCGAAGCAAGCUCGACGAUCAGCGACGUAUGAUCAUGAGCCUGCAGGCCGCCGGUCCGCGUCGCACCUCGGUUGAAUCGCUCGGCCCCCCUUUCUCUUCCACGGGUCGUCGAUCCUCUUUUCUCGACAGCGCUCCCCGGCGCAAGUCGUCGCUCGGCCUCAAUCCCAACGGUACCACUGUCGCCCAUGCCCCCUCCAACCCCGGCCUCGGACUUGCUGUCGAAUCCCCGCAGCCGAAUCCUCCUUCCAGCCCGAGCUCGGCUCGAUCCUUCGCUCUGCAACGGUUGGCCCAGCGCCGUAGUUCAGCCAGGCUCCACGCCGCCUCCGAGCUGAUGCUCGCGGAGGAUGACCGGACGAACCGCCUGCGCGAGCUUCGUCUCGGGCUAACGACGACCAAGAUCGCCAGCCGUCGCUCCUCGCUCGUCACCGGCGUACCCGACUUCAUCGGUGCCGGUAAUUUUGACUUUGAUCUUGAGCACGGCCGCCAAUCGAGUUCGAGCCUGCGUGGUCGCCAUGGCUCGGCGAUCGAAGAUGACUCCUCGUACCCGCCCUCAGCACCACUCCGCGCUGCCGGGCGCAAGGACUCGGUCGCUGUCUUCGAAUCGUGGAGUCGACGGUCUUCUUCAAGCGAAUUCGCCAAUGCCAACUACGAGUCGUACCUUGCGCAACAAGCCGUCCUCGACGCCGGUCACGAAGACGAAGUGGCCGAUAUUGACGACCUGCGCCUCCAUUUGCAAGGGCUGCGCAUUCGUCUCGCAGAGGCCGAGGAAGGCCGCCGUGCGUCCGAGAUGUGCGUACAAGCUUUGCGUGACUUUAUCGUCAAACAGAGCAGUUCUGUUGAGGGUAUCCUUGGAGAGCUCUCCCUGCCACCGAUGCCGAGUAACUCGACAACACACGACGCCGACGAAUACUGUGCGCGACGGUCUUCGAUGCCCGGUGCCAAGGCAGUCGUCCCCGUCGCCUCGGCAUUGCGUUCGUCGUUCUCGGAUACCUCUGCCAACAACACGAAUCGCAAGUACACGUCAGAGGACGCCGAGGAUUCCAGCUCAACUCGCCGCGCUUCGGCCGUGUCCAACUCGUCGAGCUCGACCUACCUUGACCGCCCCAAGGCCGCCCGCCCCGUUGGGGUCGUUUUCGCCAGGCCCGCCAUCGGUGACCGGUCCGUCUCGGCCCCUCUCUUCAGUGGAUCUUUCUCCUUCGCCGCUCUAGCUCCUGCGACGGCACAAAUCCAAGGCGAUACCUCCCCGACAAUGAGCUCCCCUUACAGCCCGGAGACUGAAACGAUGCCGACCUUCGGCGUCUUGCCCCAUCACCUUUCUAGUGACAGUUGCCUGUCCGACGCCGACGAGAGCCUUUUGUUCCGUCGACCACGAAUUCACAGGUCACCCGAGUCAUCAGCACCGAGCUUGACUUGCUCUUCCGGCGCUUCGGAAUCGAGUGACGAUGACUCAAGGGCACCUUCGCCCAUGGUCCCCGGGAAUGACAUGGGCGAACCCGUUGGACCGUGCAAGAUUGUCGAGUUUGCCGAAUCAAUUGGGAUCACCGAGGUCGCGCUCAAUGCCUACCCUCUCCAAGGCGGUCUCUUUGCCACCGACAAGCCCUCGCCGACAAAUUCGAACGGCACCGUCACUCCGAUCAUGAGGCUCGCCUGA
Microbotryum saponariae is the source of this 2344-nucleotide messenger RNA. Lineage: Eukaryota; Fungi; Basidiomycota; Microbotryomycetes; Microbotryales; Microbotryaceae. The record is from the annotation of a GenBank genome assembly.